Messenger RNA from Nematolebias whitei (Rio pearlfish), 2285 nucleotides. It is a transcript of the gene snx33, whose product is annotated as sorting nexin 33. The transcript has 2 exons. The coding region runs from base 123 to 1814 and encodes 563 amino acids. Gene Ontology annotation, biological process: endocytosis; cleavage furrow formation; plasma membrane tubulation. Gene Ontology annotation, cellular component: plasma membrane; cytoplasmic vesicle. Gene Ontology annotation, molecular function: protein binding; phosphatidylinositol binding. The record is from RefSeq and is a predicted model, not a curated record. Lineage: Eukaryota; Metazoa; Chordata; Actinopteri; Cyprinodontiformes; Rivulidae.
UUGAAGUUUUACAGCCAACCAAUGGUAAAUACUUCAGCUCAGAGUAAGUCUGUGCCAUCAGUCUGACCCAGACACUAUGUGCAUCUAGAAGUUUUUGGUUUAGGACCUGUCUGAGAACCAAGAUGUCGGUGAAAGGUGUUGCCCUUUACACCUUCAUAAGUGAAAACAAAGAGGAAAUCAGCAUCCAAGAGAACGAGGAAGUGAUCAUCUUUGACGAGAACUCGGUGGAUGGCUGGUUCCAAGGGGAGAACAGCCGAGGGGAGAGGGGUCUCUUCCCUGCGGCCUACGUGAGCGUUGUCCGCACCAGGUCCGACUCCAACCUGACAGACUGCUCCGUAAGCCCAGCGGGCUCUUUAGGAAACGACUCCUCCUAUUUCCCAUCCACCCCGAACGCCUCGCUCAACUCUGGGCAGAUUUAUGACGAGGACGAUGACGACGACUGGGAUGAAUGGGACGACAGGUCUACGGUUGUGGACGACGGUGAUGGCACCAGGGGUCCUGGAGCUAAUGGAGCCAAUGGACAUGCGUAUCAGACCCAACUGUCCAACAAUCCCAAUGUGCACUACAGGAGCAAGUCGGCGCCAGGACAAGACAGCAUGUCCAGCUCCAGGAAGGGCAGCAUGGUGGGAAGAAACUUGAACCGAUUUUCUAGCUUUGUCCGCUCAGGAGUGGAGGCCUUUGUGCUCGGUGACGUCCCCAUGAUGGCAAAGAUUGCAGAGUCUUACACUAUUGAGAUGGGGCCCCUGGGGCCCCGAUGGAAGGAGAACCCGCAGCCUUUCACCUGCUCCAUUGAAGACCCCACCAAACAGACAAAGUUCAAGGGUAUCAAGACCUACAUAUCAUACCGAGUCACGCCGAGCCACACGGGGCAUCCUGUCUACAGACGCUACAAACACUUUGACUGGCUCUACAACCGUUUGCUGCACAAGUUCACUGUGAUCUCCGUGCCUCACCUCCCAGAGAAGCAGGCCACGGGCCGAUUCGAGGAAGACUUCAUUGAGAAGCGUAAGCGGCGACUAAUACUGUGGAUGAACCACAUGACAAGUCACCCAGUCCUCUCCCAGUACGAAGGCUUUGAGCACUUUUUGAUGUGCACUGACGACAAGCAGUGGAAACUGGGCAAGAGGCGGGCAGAGAAGGAUGAGAUGGUGGGUGCCCAUUUCAUGCUGACCCUCCAAAUCCCCAGUGAGCACCAGGACCUUCAGGACGUCGAGGAGAGGGUGGACAACUUUAAGACUUUUGCCAAGAAGAUGGACGACAGCGUGUUGCAGCUCACGCACGUCGCCUCGGAGCUGGUGCGAAAACACCUGGGUGGAUUCAGGAGGGAGUUCCAGCAGCUAGGAAAUUCCUUCCAGUCCAUCAGCCAGGCGUUCAUGCUGGAUCCACCCUACAAGUCGGAUGCACUCAACAACGCCAUUUCCCACACGGGCCGCACCUAUGAAAACAUUGGGGAGAUGUUUGCAGAUCAACCAAAGUAUGACCUCUUCCAAAUGCUGGAUAAACUGUCGCUCUAUCAAGGCCUGCUCGCAAACUUCCCUGACAUCAUUCAUCUGCAGAAAGGUGCCUUUGCAAAGGUAAAGGAAAGCCAGCGGAUGAGCGACGAAGGGAAGAUGGACCAGGACGAAACCGAUGGCAUCAGGAAGCGCUGUCGGACUGUGGGCUUCGCCCUCCAAGCAGAAAUGAGCCACUUCCAUCAGCAGCGAGAGGUGGACUUCAAAGACAUGAUGCAGGCGUACCUCAGGGAGCAGAUAGCCUUUUACCAACGGAUUGUCCAGCAACUGGAGCGCACCCUGCGCAUGUACGACAGCUUUUAAACACGGUCCUCUGGGUCAGAAUGCUACAAAGCACACUACAGAAAACAUGAAUAACCUUUGACUCUUUCGUCUCGGUGGUUUAUGAUGAAAAACCAGAAGAAAACCACAGUUACUGGAAAGAUGUGCAAACGUCAGGCUUUUAUAAAAUUUGAUGGCUUCAGAGUUGCCUUUUUAUCCACCUACUGUAUGUUUUAUAUCUGGAAAACGCACCACGCAGACAGUGUUGCAGCAUAUUUGACCUAAUUUAUGGUUUUUGUAAGAGAAGCAAGCGUCAUAAUGAAUCUAUAGCGUUUCACAUUAAAGCCAUAAAAUGGGUUCUGUUCGGUAAGGGUCCCCUUUUUUUUUCAAACAACAUGCACUUUGACUUCUUCAGGGAUUGAUUCGAGUUAUGUUCAGUGUUUAACAGAUUUAAAAAACAGCACCUAAUAAACUUUGCACAGGUUUUUCCUCAUUCCUCCAGCCGGGCACUGA